AUAAGUUGAGUGAGCUGUACAAAAGGUUCAGCAAUGUGAAGCUUACCCCUAGUAAAAUUCCUGAUUUGUUGGAUCGUUUGUCAGAUGUGGAGGCAGAUGCUGAAGGGGAAGAGCGUCAGAGUGAUUUCAGUAGUGAUAAUGAGGGGACAGCGUCGUCUGAUGAGUUUGAUUCAUCAUCGAGUGAGGAGAGUAGCGAGGGGAUUGAGGAUGAGUCAGCGGAUGUGGGCCGCCCCAAGGCACCUGUAAGGAGGCGUGCAGGACGUCUUCAACAGCCUAAUCCCGAUGCUGCCUCCAGGCAUAACUGUCCCAGUGCCAAUUACCCCCCUGCAAUUUAUUCAAUUAUUUCUGACCCGUGCCCUAAUUGAGUUCAUCACAGUGGAAACUAACAGGUAUGCCAGGCAGUUUAUUCAGAAUGCUUCCAGGCGCACUAUGAGGUUGUGGAAGGAGGUAUCUGCGAAGGAAAUGGCAAGGUAUUUGGCUUUAUCAAUCUUGAUGGGUAUUGCACGACUCCCAACAAUGCGCAUGUACUGGCAAACAAGCCGGUUGUGGCAUAUGAGGACCUUCAAUGUGUUCAUGACUGCAAAACGAUUCCAACAUAUUGCCCAGUUUUUUCAUACUUAUAACCAGUUUGCAAUUCCACCCAACAACAAGAACCGCAUGAUAAAACUCAGCACCAUCAUUACCUAUUUGACCAACAAAUUUGGCUCUUACUACGUCCCCAAUCAAGCACUCAGUUUGGAUGAAGGUACAAUGUCGUGGCGUGGUCGUCUAUCCUUCAAGGUUUACAACCCCAAUAAGCCUGAUAAGUAUGGGGUAAAGUUGUACAUGCUUGCUGAGGCAGGGACUGGUUAUAUUAUUGAUUUCGAGGUUUAUUCUGGAGUGGGCAAGACAACAGUUGAGACAGUGAUGGGCCUUAUGCGACCCUUGUUGAACAAAGGUUAUCAUCUUUAUAUGGACAAUUAUUAUAACUCUGUCCAUCUCACAGAAUUGCUAAGGGAAAAUGGGGUGUACACUUGUGGAACACUCAGAUUGCAGCGUGGUGCCCCUAAAGAGCUGCAAAAACUUGCCAAAGGUAAAUUCGCUGUUGAUCAGACUAUUUUCAGGCGCAAGGAUAACACUUUUGUUAUCCUUUGGAAAGACAAGAGAGUGGUGUCAGUGAUCACAAACUGCCAUAAUGCUGACACACAGGAAGUACAGAGAAGGAAGAGAGUGAAGAAACGUGACGGAACAUCAUCUGUUCAGAUUGUAACUGUAAACAAACCAACAGCCAUUUGCGACUACAACAACAACAUGAAGGGAGUUGAUCACUUCGACCAAAUGGUCAAAUAUUACAGGUUCACCAGGAAGUCGCAUAAGUGGACUAAGAAGAUCACAUUUUACUUCCUUCAGAUGGCUUUACACAAUGCCUAUGUGUUGUACAAGAUGUACACAACUGAUGCCAAGAAACUGACCCUACUCCAGUUUCAUGAAGUAGCAAUAUGGGCCCUGUUGGGGUGGGACAUGGAUGAGUGGCCUGCUACUGAAAGCCCUCUCCCACAUGCUGAUGAUUACCAGGAUCCUUCUCAUGAUUUGGCAACACCUGGCCCAUCUGGAGCGAGGCGUCCUUUAUUUCAUCGUCUUCCACGCCAACCACAUGCCUCAUCCUCAUCAGACACUGAACCUGAAACUGAAACGCCUGCACCUCAAGCUGAAGCUACUCCUCCACCUGUGAAAAACCCCCGCAUUGUUGAUUCAGAGGACAGGCUAAACAGGAAGUUGACUCAUGCAUUAGUGAAAAUUGCUAAACGGAAACGGUGCCGAGUUUGUAUCAAGUCGGGAAUUAGAAAAGACUGUAUGUAUCAGUGCAGGACAUGUGGAGUUGCUCUAUGUGCCACACCAUGCUACUCAAAAUAUCACCGCAAGAGGAUAUUUUGGAAAGCAAAGAAAUAACUCCUCUGCAAGCUUCCACUCCACCUAACGUAACAUCUGUUGAGCAACUUCAGGGACAUUUUCCUGAAGCCGGUGGAGUGGAUAAUCAAAUGCUCAACUUGUUGACCUUCCUUCAUCACAUCGUGGGUAAGUACACAUAAUUUAUAUUACACAUUUUGAGGUUAUUACUUCUUCAUACUUUGCUGUGGGUAGCUCUAUAUAUAUUCCAGUUCUUAGUGCUCAGAUUGGUAUGUCUACAUAGUGCAUCUUCUUGCGAGUAUUUUGACACCAAAAUGAACAAUGUAGCACAAAAACUUCCAUUGGAACAAUAUUUUUGUUUGUCGGGUGUAUUGGGUGUACCGGGCGUGGAAACGGGUGUUUGGGCGGGUGAGGCAUCGACGUGUUUGGGGGUGUUUGGGGGUGAGGCGCGCACGUGUAACCCACUUUUAUGCAUAUGUCUGUGUAGGCAAUUUUAUUGCGAUCACCGUGAUACCAAACAAAACCAUAUGCAACAAGUUUUGACUUGAUAAACACAAUCAGAGUAGCAACAUAUAGGGAGAGUUUAGCGGAGUUUAGCGUGAGCGCGAAACAAAGCACGCAGUUCUUUGGUUGCUGGUCGCCUAAUGUUAGCUUUGGUGAAAUGUUAUACAUAUGUUCUUAUAGUACAUUUCAUUAGCUACACAGUGAUACCAAAAAAAAACACGUACAUCGAAAAUGAGGGUCACAGACAUGAGGAGAGUAUAAACUUUUCAGUUGUGGUUGAGCGCAUGUGCAGCUGGGCGCGCUCCGGCGGGUAACCCUAAGCCAACUUCCCACAUUCCUGUGGGUGGGGCGACACCAUUAUUUAUUGUGUAUAUUUAUAUGUCCGUGUAGGGAAUUUUAUUGCGGUCACAAUGAUACCAAAAUAAACCACGAAUAAUAAUUCUGGGGUUCGCAAACAUAAAAACAUCGUAAACAUUGAUGCCCGGUUUUACGCUCACAGCUAACGACCGCCACAGUUUGUUAUUCGGUGUGGUUCUCAUGUUGUCUUUGGUGACAUUUUAUAUAUAUAUUCCUCUAGAGCAUUCUCUCGCGAACACAAUGAUACCAAAUUUAAAUACAUGCCGCCAAAAUUAAGCUCCCCACCCCGAAAAGAUUAUAAACAUUUUAGUGCUG
Procambarus clarkii (red swamp crayfish) is the source of this 3063-nucleotide messenger RNA. Lineage: Eukaryota; Metazoa; Arthropoda; Malacostraca; Decapoda; Cambaridae. The record is from RefSeq and is a predicted model, not a curated record.